Molecule: messenger RNA, 6140 nt
Organism: Liolophura sinensis
Lineage: Eukaryota; Metazoa; Mollusca; Polyplacophora; Chitonida; Chitonidae
Product: CD109 antigen-like
Exons: 37
Coding region: 430-5151 (1573 amino acids)
Cellular component (GO): extracellular region
Molecular function (GO): protein binding; endopeptidase inhibitor activity
Source: RefSeq, a predicted model, not a curated record
UGCAUCAAGGACAUAAGCAUUUCAUUACAAACAUGUUGACGUCUUUUUAUAGUAUGAGUUCCACACGUCCAACAGAAGCCAGCGCUACGCGUUAAGUUAAAAAAUUAAGGUCAUUUUCCUUAACGACGGAAGACUUCAAGCCGUAAGCUUGACUGCAUGGUGGGAUAGGCUACCGGGCUUUGUGGAAUUACCGUGGAAGUCAGUGGGACAUAUAAGUCUUCGUUCUUCGUUUUACCCCUCUGAGGAAAUCUAUGGUCGAUUUCGUCACUUGCUGUCACGAGGAUUUUGUGUCCUCUAGCGGUCUGUGCGAGCUCAUUUCCUGUAACACCCGACAGCACCAUUUUAGAUCAGCCAUCGAUUGUGAAAUACAGAGGGUAUAUACCACGGGCAUACUGACUAGAGUGUGUAAAUCCCGCUUAGUGUGCAGCCAUGAGUGCAUGUGUGCUGCUUGGCACACUUCUCUUAGCCCUUGGUAGCCAAGGUCAGGAGCAGGAGGUACAACACCUAGACUGUCGACUCAGCAACACGGACGGCUGCACGAUGGUUCGAGAUCCAACUUAUUUGGUACUGGCGCCCAGGAAGGUACGACCGAACCAACUCAUCAACGUAUUUACCACCGUUUUGAAGCUGGAAUACAAAGAACUGGAAAUUGUAGUAUCUGUCAUCAAGGGCGAGGUGCAAUAUGCUGACACCAAGGUGACCUUUGACCGCACAGGCAGUAGAGUGUUGCAAAUGCUGACUCCUUCCAGUAUGACUCCGGGCCAAUACAAGCUAAGGGUGAUUGGCAGCCUUGGAGGCACUAGUACGGGCUUUAUUUUCAAGAAUGAGACGGAUAUAGAAUUCGGAGAGAAGAGUGUCUCUGUGUUCAUCCAGCUGAGUAAGCCAAUCUACAGAAUGGGGCAGACAGUUCACUUCCGGGUCAUUCCAAUUCUACCGAAUCUAAUUAUGCACCAUGGAAGUAUGACUAUAUUCGUGAUGGAUCCGUCUGGAUUCGCUGUUCGGAGAUGGCUAGGACAACAAACAAACGCAGGCGGUUUUGUGAACCAGAGUUUUGCGCUCUCUGAUCAGCCUACAUACGGUACCUGGAACAUCGAAGUCAGAGCUUUUGGAUAUACAUACAGGAAGAGCUUUGAAGUCAUUGAAUUCUGGGAGCCUCGUUAUGACAUAAAUGUUACAGUUCCGCCAUACAUCAUGGGUGAUGCGGACGGGAUUCGAGGAGUUGUCAAUGCCAAUCACACGAGCGGCCGGCCCGUCAUUGGGAAUGCCACCCUCACAGUGACGAUAGUACCCCCUGGCGGAGAGUAUAAUUGGAAAAAUCCUUUCUACUUUCCCACCAUCGAACGGAAGAUUGAAUAUUUUGUCGGGCGCAUUGACAUGUACUUCAGCAGAGACGAACUUCUAGAUAAAGCCAAUGCUCAGUCCUUGGAAAACAUGGAAUUUUUCUUCAAUGUGACGACGUAUGACUGGUACCUUUCCUGGGAGCGCUCGGGAUUUGGUAGUACCUUCUGUUACAAUUCCGGCAUCGUUGUCAAAUGGGUCGGAGAUAGAGUACGAACCUUCAAGCCUGGAUCAGUCUUCGUAGCCACUGUGGCUAUCAUGCACGCCGACGGCACGGCUGUAAGCGACGAGACUCGUGGAAUCACGGUGGUCCCGACGAUUUCCACGACGGGAGAAGCCAGCGGUCGGAUGGAACCAAUCACCAAACUACCCAUCAACGGGCUGGCUACGUUCGCCUUUGAAACAUUCUUGGAAGACAUGGAAGUCACAUUGACAGCCACAUAUCAAGCAGAGAUACCUACGCAUCCCGUUCAGCUUAAGGCCUACAGGUACUAUUCUCCCAGCCACAGUUAUGUAUCCGUUACAACGUCAACUAGAAAUCCCAAGGUCAACCAGUACAUCAUUUUCCACGUGAAAAGCAGUAUCUACGUCCCGAAGAUUUACUAUCAGAUUGUCUCCCAGGGAAACAUUCUCAUCGGUGACGAGCUGGAGAUGAUUUCCCGCCAAAAGACAUUCUCCAUCGCACUGUCACGUGAUAUGGUACCAAGUGCCCGGAUUAUCGUCUUCUACAUCCGUCAACCGGAGGAGAUCGUGGUCGACGCUCUCAACUUCUUUGUAAAUGGCACGCGAUUGAACCCUGUAGCGGUGAGGUUCAAUCGUGGUAAGGAUUUCACCCGCCACACCGUCGAAGUUAACGCCUUCUCCGAUCCGGGCUCAUUUGCAGCUUUCUCCGCACUACCGUAUGAUCUGUAUGUCAGAGGACUAAAUGACGGCAUCAGCGAAAACUUGGUGAUAGACGAACUGCUGACGUACGAUAUGCCUGCCAACGGGAGUUACCUGCACAAAUGGCGUAUAAAUGAGAACGAGUAUCAGUAUAAGUUCUACUCUUCAAACGGGUAUGGCAUUGAUGCCAAUCGUACGUUUUGGCACGCUGGUCUGACUGUUCUCACAGACGCCGACGUAACGACUCUUGGCAUUUCUUGUGAAGAGACCGGUCAAUUCACAUGUUUUGACGGUCAGAGCUGUUACUCGAAUGACACUCGCUGUAAUGGUGUCUACGAUUGUCCGAAUGACUGGGGUGACGAGCAGGGUUGUACUUAUGAUGACAAAAGUACGCAUAAUCCGCGAAGGCCAUUGGACAGAAUUAGUCACGUGAUGAGGUUUUACGAUGACAGCAGCUGGAUAUGGAGGGAGAAGUUUGUGAAGCCAGACGGGCGGAUUGAUUUCCGCGUGAACGUCCCGCGCUACCCUUUGACCUGGGUGGUGAACGGGUUCUCCAGCAGUCAAAACAAGGGUUUGGGAAUUCUUGAACGUCCUGUCAGGUUCGAUGCAACCCGGUUGAUGUACAUUCAAGUAGAGGCCCCCAUAUACGUAGUCCGUGGAGAGCAAGUCGGAUUCAGGGUGACCGUUUUUAACUACUGGUAUACAGACGACUACUUGGAGGUUUUGGUAAAAGUACACGGCUCUCCGAAUUACAAGUUUGUUCACGUGCAGCCGUUUGGUAUUGUCGAUUUCUACGAUCCUCUGACCACUGGGGGAGAUCACGAGACCAUUGUCUUUUUGGAGCCGGGAGAGUCCAAGGACAUUUACAUGCCCGUGGUGCCAGUCAGGUGGGAGAAUGAGCACGUGGACGUGACCAUUAGCGCCACAUGUUACUUGGCCAGCGAUGUCGUCACCAAAAGACUCCAUGUACAGUAUGAUGGUAUUACUAACUACUAUAGUACACCAUACCUCGUGGACCUGAUCACCAAAAGCUCUGUUGUCAUACCUGACCUCAAAGUCAACGUCCCACAAAGCUUCAUUCUUCCUGAACAACGAGAACACGAAUAUGUGCCAGGGUCGCCUAAGGCUAUUGUAUCGGUCUUUGGAGACGUUGUUAUUCCUGGGUUUUUUGAAGAAUAUCCCACUGCAGAAGACAUUUUACGUCGUCCGUAUGGCUCUGCGGAACAGAACAUGUUUAAUUUCGCCUACAAUCUUCUGACACUAAAAUUCAAAAAGAACUCCAAACAGCUGUCAGACCCUGUCUUGAUGCGAACCUUGGAAUACAUGAAUGUCGGUUUACAGAGACAGUUGAGCUACAUGACCCCAGAAGGAGGCGUCAAGAUGUUUCGUGACGACACAGAGGCUAGUACAUGGUUAACAGCUUUUGUGGUGAAGACUCUUGACGAAGCCCGAUUUGCAGAAUGGGAACAGACGCUGUUCAUCCCUGCUGAUCUUAUCAACUCGCUGGUAAUAUGGUUGUGUAACAAACAAAACGACACGGGGGCGUUCCACGAGGCGAAAGGCUCACCUGUGUAUGACCGCAAAAUGGCCAGUAUCAAUGAGCAAACCAUCGAGUUGUACAACGACCCAAUCCCGCUCACAGCCUAUGUGCUCAUUGCCCUACAGAAAGUCACGGGGGCGUCAAAGUCGGCACAGACAUGCAGUGAGACUUCUCGGAGGAGGGCGGCGACCUACCUUAGGAAUCAGGUGCUUAAUAUAGAUGUGGCUAACGACGUAUUCCAUCUGGCCAUCACAACUUACGCUCUUUCUUUGACCGAAGAGGAGAGUCGCACCGCAUACGAUAUAUUGUACAAACGCGGAACGACCCAAGAAAAACAGUUAUACUGGGCGGACAGGUUUGUGCCGUCUAACCCCUCCAGGAUACAGAGUGCUCUUCCGUUAAUGCUUCCACGCUUUGAGCUACAGAAUGAUGCAUAUUCUGUACACAGCACUGCAUACGCCCUGAUGUCCCUAAUCAGGCACGGGGGACUAAGAUAUGACCUCAUGUCUACCGUGACGUGGUUGAACAACAUGAGAAACUUCAUUGGAGGAUUUGCAUCAACACAAGACACGAUUGUUGCCAUGGAAGCCCUCAUGGAGUUUGCUCAGGUGGAUACUCACCGGAACGUUUUUGACAUGCUACUGUCUGUGGAAUCAACUGCCAACCCAGCCUGGAAGGCCUUCAGUUACCUGUCCAAGUAUAACUAUACAACACUUCAGAUGCACUCGUUACCCAGUGUUUGGGGUUGGGUCAAGGUCAAGGCCCAUGGGGUUGGCAGAGCCAUGCUACAGCUCUCUGUAUCAGAGAACGUGGAAUAUCCAUGGAAGGUAAAACCGCCGAACAUCACGACCUUUGACCUGAUGGUUGAUCGCAUGGAUUGGGGCGGUCGUAACAAUUCCGUAUUAGAACUGACCGUCUGUACCAGGUGGCUAUUGCUACAGAAGAGCGUGCACUCUGGUCUGGCAGUAAUGGAGAUAGAAAUCCCCACGGGCUUUGUUGUGAUGAAUGAUACCUUGAGGUCGUACGUCCAGUCCAAGGCAAUACCGACAUUACGGAGGGCCGAAUCCUACUACAGAAAAGUCGUGUAUUACUUUGAUUACAUUGAUACGAGCAAGACAUGUAUACGAUUCCGAGCAGACCGCUGGUACCCCGUGGCUAACGGUACAUUACAACAUCAGAUGAGGAUCUACGACUACUAUGAGCCAGGCCUUCACAAUACCACCAUGUAUUUUACUCAAGACCUUGCCAGCCAGAAUCUAUGCUGGGCCUGUGCAUCGUUCCAGUGUCCAUACUGCCCUUACUUCAAUGCCGCAGUAGUCAUCAGAAGUGGCCUCACCAUACUGUCAUUGCUAACAACCUUAGUGACCAGUCUCUGUCUGUUAUACAUGUAGUCUUGCUGUAUAGUUUAAUGGUCGUGUCAACAGUAACUCAUGACUUAAUCUCCUGUCAUAUCAUUACUCGAUGAUUCACUAAUGUUGCAUGCACACGAUUUGAAACUUUAUUUGUUUUUUUGAUUUGUUUCCAAAAGCUCUACAUACCUUAUUGUACAUGUAAACAGCCAUAAAACAAAUGUGGCAUAUGGUUAUAAGAAUUUAAAUAGUUUCGCACACCACUUUUUUGUCUUGAUGUAGCCUCUUAUCACAAGUCGAUGAUUUCAAUCUCUUCAAGAUGUCAAAAAUUAUCACCAAACAUUUCGCGUGCGAAGUAUUUGUGGAAUUCAUGGGCACAGGCCACAAAUCGCUUCUGCUUCGAAUUAACCAGUUAUGAUCGUAUUUCGAAGACGAUUUCCAUUAAUUUCUUCCCUCUUUGAAGCCAUAUCAAAGAUUAUUUUACUCCUAGAGGGGGCAGUCUGAUCAAAUGAGAUCACGGAGGUACAUGGAGGUACAUGCUUGACGGUAACCAUCGUAAAUGUCAUUUCAGAACGACAGUCAAAUAUUUUAUCAUUUAAUUCAUCGUCACAUGAGUUCUAUUCUUUAUGAUGACUAUCCAUUUAUUGUGUUAAUUGUAUAAGGUAAUAGCGCAUUAUAUGUAAAUACACAUAUAUUUUACAUCAGCCUUUUUACUUGAGUCUUAAAGCGUUUAUCCUUUGAAAUCCAUAUCCGUUUUCGCUCUGUAAAUAUGCAUUUGUUUAUGAAUGGAUGGAUCCACCACAUUUCCCACGACCCCUUCUUGAGACAAAGCUACUUUUCAUUCCAUUCCCGAUGCAACUGAACAUUUGCACCCAUUGUGUAGGACAUCCGGUUGACCUACUUGCAACAAUAUUGAUUAUUCGCCAUACUCAAGAGCAACAAUAUUGCUUACGAAUGGUCAGAUGCGUUUUUUUGAUUGUCAGUCCGGAAAGACCGAUUGUAUAUACAUUCAUUAUAAUGUAACAGUCUUG